This is a messenger RNA of Oreochromis aureus, 2820 nucleotides long. Its product is annotated as melanopsin-A-like. Gene Ontology annotation, cellular component: membrane. Lineage: Eukaryota; Metazoa; Chordata; Actinopteri; Cichliformes; Cichlidae. The transcript is spliced from 11 exons. Gene Ontology annotation, molecular function: G protein-coupled receptor activity. The record is from RefSeq and is a predicted model, not a curated record. Gene Ontology annotation, biological process: G protein-coupled receptor signaling pathway; visual perception. Bases 1 to 1674 code for a protein of 557 amino acids.
AUGGAUUCUAAGCUCCUAAUUGGACCGGGGUUCCCGACACCGGACCCGACUUCCCGUGCACCCUGGAAUAUCACCUCCAUCAGCCCUCGCCGGUCCCUGGAGCUUUCAUCGAUGGCUACAACUGGUUCCAUGGUCAGAGACUACCCAUUUCCAACCGUAGAUGUCCCAGACCACGCUCACUACACUAUUGGUGUUGUCAUCCUUGCUGUAGGCAUCACAGGCUUGCUGGGAAACUUCUUGGUCAUAUAUGCUUUUUGCAGGAGCCGAAGCCUGCGGACACCAUCCAACAUUUUCAUUAUUAAUCUGGCAGUCACAGACUUCCUCAUGUGUCUCACGCAGACGCCCAUCUUCUUCAUCACCAGCAUGCACAAACACUGGAUCUUUGGGAAGAAAGGUUGUGAGCUGUACGCCUUCUGUGGAGCUCUCUUCGGUAUCUGCAGUAUGAUGACACUGAUGGUGAUUGCAGUGGACCGGUACGUAGUGAUCACCAGGCCUCUGGCUUCCCUCGGGGUGAUGUCUCGUAAGAAAGCAUUCACCACUGUGGCUGUUGCCUGGCUCUAUUCAAUGGGCUGGAGUCUGCCGCCCUUCUUUGGCUGGAGUGCCUACGUCCCGGAGGGUCUGAUGACGUCUUGUUCCUGGGACUACAUGACGUUCACCCCUUCUGUCCGCUCCUACACCAUGCUGCUCUUCACCUUUGUCUUCUUCAUCCCUCUCUUUGUCAUCAUUUUCUGCUAUUGCUGCAUCUUCAGAGCCAUUCGACACACAACGCGGGCGAUAACAAAGAUCAAUUGCGAGGGGACCAGAGACUCUGCAAAGAGGUUCCAUAAAAUGAGGAGCGAAUGGAGGAUGGCUAAAAUUGCACUCAUCGUCAUCCUGCUGUUUGUCAUCUCCUGGGCCCCUUAUUCCUGCACAGCCCUCACUGCAUUUGCUGGGUAUGCAGACUUGUUAACUCCUUAUAUGAACUCUGUUCCCGCUGUGAUCGCCAAAGCAUCAGCUAUCCACAACCCCAUCAUAUACGCCAUAACACAUCCUAAAUACAGGUCAGCAAUCAGCAGGUACGUUCCUUACCUCGGGGUAUUACUGUGCAUGAAGGGCAGAGACCGUUUCAGCAGCAGCAGCUUCCAGUCCACCCGCCGAUCAACCCUCACCAGCCAGUCAGAGUUCAAAGGCCCCAGCAGGACUCACAACUCCUCCCAGUCUGAGAGUGAAUCAGCCCAGUUCUCAGACACGGAGGAAGACUACUCUUCUCGAACUCCUGUUAGUCGUCACUUGUCCAGUGAUGCCAAACAGGUGCGUCACGCUAGCCAGAGGUCAAAGGUGAGAGGGUAUAACACAGAGUACGAGAGAACCUCUGCUCACAACGCCACUGAUCCAGCCAUAUGUCACCUCUCACCAAUCACUGCUCUGACAGAACCUGAAGGCAUCUCCAUGUCGGACAUCAGUCUGCAGCCAACCAGCAAUCUGCCAGCUUCUCUGGACAAUGUUAUGAGGGAGUCAGGGCCAAGGACUGUGUGCAAGACCACAUCAUCUGUCAUCGUCACCUCCAUAUCCAGCCCGUCAAUAUUGCACAGUCCCCCAGGUUACCAUGGCAACUUCAAAUUGACCAAAAGUCACAGCCCAGUUGCCAAGGAGACCCUUGACAUAGCCAUGCUGGAGACAACAGCUUUACCAUGAACAGCGGGAGAGAAGUGAAAGCGUGUGAAAGUGUGCGUAUGUAUGCUUCAGUAUUUCUCCCCAAAUGGGAACUUUUCUUACUAGCAUGCUGUUUGCAGGUUAUGAUAACUGUGGACCAUAGCAUUGUUUUUAUGCAUGCAGUGUACAAGUAUGUGUGCGUGUGUGCCCAGUAAAUUUAUGCAUGUGUUUGCACUCAUUUGAAUUUUGUCAUUUCUGACAUAUCAUGGCGGCUGGAGAUUGUUUACCUCAACUGUAAGCAAACUAGCCUUAAGCACAAAAUGUGAAAGGUGGAGUCACACUUGGAUCACACCUGACCUUUCUGGACAUGCUUUCUGGUCAUACUAUGUGAGAUUUGCCAUAAAUGGAGAUGUUCUUUCUGAAUUAUUUCCAUUUCAAAGUGAAAUGUGAGUAUUCUUUAUCUUUACAUACAGAAGUUGAAUGACUGCUGAUGUCAUCAGUUUAUUCUGGGGUGUUACAACUGAAAGUUUUAAAAAUGUUGAGAUUUUAUUUUGUGCAUAGUGUUUAUGUUAAUGCGUAGCUACCGAAAAGUGUCAGAAUCCUACUUUUGAAUUAAGAACCUAUUAAUGCAAAUGAAAAGCAUGUUUUCAAACCAAUCUGCUUCUACAAUAAAAUAGAAUCAGAGCUCUUGUUUUUCUUUUAUAGUGUUUGCCGAAUAAAGAAUGUACUCUAAAUGAUGUAUCUAGUAUAAAUAAUGGACCAGACAGUUUGUAUAUUAAGACUGAAUAAAAUGACUGCUGAUUAUGUGGAAAAACUGGCCGCACUACUGAUCUCACUCAGAAACAACACGUAUUUAAGCCACGUUAAAAUUGUAGUGUUCAGCUCCUGCUCCAUCUGUACCCACACAGUGUUUGCUGAAAAGCUCUACGUGUUGAAACCUGCUGAAAUUUCAGAAUGGCAGGAACAAAGUACGAAACUUUAAUGAAAAGUGUAAAAAAAGAUAUACCAAGGUCCUCCACAGUUAGGAAUUCACCUAUGAAGAUUAAAGCAUUUUUUGUGACUAAUCAAAAUCGAAAACCUCGCCCACACCCACCAAUAUUCCACUUCAAGGUCAUCCCCCUUGAGCACCUAUGGAUGGCUUUGAGCACUUCUGCUACUUUUAGAUUGCUCUAUGCAAUUUUUGUAUGC